AUGGAAGGUGGGGUGCUGCUCUUCCAUGCCAACAUCACCACACGGGGGCACAACACCAACAAUUUUAUCAAGGCAACCAUCCAUGUCCUGAAGGACGUGGUUGUCAGCAGGACGAGGGCCUUCAACGCAGUGGCACUGGUGGACGCCGUGGCUGUGUGGCUGUUAGGCAGGAUGCAACAAGGUGCAGCUGACAGCAUGGAACCUGUGGGCAACAACGUCUAUGCAGUGCUCAGUGCCACCCACCACAGCGUGGUGCACGAAGUCUCUUCGGGCUUCGGAGCGUGCAGAUGCCCAGUCGUGACCUCGAUACGCCUCUUGAAGGGCUUGCGCCAGUUGUCGCCCGACACCCAGACAUUUUCUCUGGAAUCAUUUCAUAACGUCUUAAAUGGGUUUGCUCGAAAGUCGACAGCAUUCUCAUUAGAGGGCAUGCUAUGUAGGACCCGCCUGGCAGCACUACACUUUAAUGAGAACGCGGAACGUGCACAAGCGAUCACGAAAGAUGGAUAUCAUCAAGGGAAAGUGAAGACACCGACGGCAAGUAAAGAGCACCAUGUAGUGUGUCCGGUGAAGACAGACACACAUGGCUACGUCCAGGAGCUGAUGGCUGUGGCUGUUGGAAUGUGCGGCUCUUCAAGCUUUCUGGAGAAGUUCCAGGCCACAAGAACACCUCCAAAGCCAAAUAUGAGCAACCUAUCAGAACGGCCAUCAAAAAAAGAUUUAAUUGACUCCAGAGUCAGCCGCUUUGCCAAGGCGAAGCCGCAGAUUGUGUAA
This is a messenger RNA of Ixodes scapularis (black-legged tick), 771 nucleotides long. RefSeq lists its product as uncharacterized. Bases 1 to 771 code for a protein of 256 amino acids. The transcript is spliced from 4 exons. NCBI's taxonomy places the organism in Eukaryota, Metazoa, Arthropoda, Arachnida, Ixodida, Ixodidae. The record is from RefSeq and is a predicted model, not a curated record.